AAAAAGCGGCAAAAUAAAAAACAUCAUAGUAUUUCUUUUUUUUUAUCAGUGAAAUUAUUAGUUUUGGAAGAAUUGAAAAGUAAAAAAACAGAGCAAAAUCAAUUUUUAUGUUGCCACUGGCCAAAGAAAACCAAAAUUUAGUUGCCAAAGACAAGAAUAUUGGGCAACUGAAUAUUUAAAAGUAUUUUGCUCUCGCAUUCCUUUCCGCAAAGAAGCAGAAGCAACAAUUAUGACGGAAUUCUCGGACACUACGACGGACACAACGACGGAGAUCGCAACAAAAUCCUUGGAAAUGGCCAAGGUCAAGGAUAGAGAGAUGGAGGAGGAGCAUGCAUUUCUCUCAACCUCACCGGACAGUGCCAAUGGUGAUGGCCUCAAGAAUGAUAAUAAUAAUGUUUGCAAAAAAACCAACAGUAAAGAUAAUAACCGUGGUGAUGCCAACACCACCAAUACCACCAACACAACCAUCACCAUGUUGGAUCUAAUCAAUCAGGCAUUCUAUCAAUGCAAUUGCGGCAAUCAGUGCGUCACUUUGGAUAACAUUUUGGAUUCAUUUAAGGCUCCACUGUCGGAGGAUCAGGCCUGGGCAUUGAUUUAUCAAUUCUCAUCGCUUUAUCAUAAAAUUGCUGUUCAGGCACAAAAUUGUUUAGGAGAUUAUGAUAGCGCAUUGCCGUAUAGAUUUGUAUUGCAUUUUCAUCGUGAUGGCUCGGUUCAUUUCUCCAUCAAGGACGAGAAGAAGAAGGAGAAAGAGACCACACAAGAGCAGGAGAAAUCCCAGGAGGAGGAGCAGCAGCAACAGCAAAUGAAUAGCAGUGCUAGCAGCAGUGGCAAUAGUAGCUUGGUUACAGCCUUUGAGAACAACAAUCAUCAUCACCAUCAUCACCAUCAUCACACGCCGCUAUUAUUAUCCCACAGAAAGAUUAUCGGUGAACUGGUUACAAUUGUUUAUACCGCGUUGGAUUACAAUUUGCCAGAGGAUGAAGAAUGCCAAUUAUCGCAGGAACUCAACAGUUUGUUCAACUAUAUGACAAUAGAUGAGAAUGACGAAGACUGCAUUGAUGAAGGCAUUGACGAGGGCGAUAAACGCUGGGAUGAUGAUGCCGAGGAAGAGCGAAAUCACACCAAAGAACUAGACUAUAUAAUUGAGACCUGUAGAAAACAUAUCGAGCCCGCUUUACCUGAGAAUCAUUACAAGGCCGUUUGUCGAGCUUUGGUUACCGAAACAAUAGAAUUACGCAUUUUCCUGCAACAAGUUCUAAAUAAUGGUGCCGCAAAACUAAUCAAAGCAUCAGAAUCAUCUCAAACCACUCAACAAGAAUUGGCGAAGCUGGGCUUCAAUGAUUGGGCUCGCUUUUGGGUGCAAGUGAUCGACGAACUGCGGCGUGGUGUACGCCUGAAGAAGAGCAACUAUGAACGGACACCAAUUGAAUACGAGUUGACGCCCUAUGAGAUACUCAUGGGUGAUAUACGAGCCAAAAAGUAUCAAUUGCGCAAAGUAAUGGUCAAUGGUGAUAUACCGCCGCGUGUUAAGAAAGAUGCCCAUGCCAUGAUAUUGGAGUUCAUCAGGUCACGGCCGCCAUUGAAGAAGGCCUCGGAGCGUCAAUUGGGGCCGCCAUUGUUGAAGUGCAUCCCAUCGCCGAGAGAACAAUUACUGGAGUCGAUCCGACAGGGAACGGAACUGAAACAAAUUACACCACCAAAACCACCAACAUUGAGAGAAAGAUUGCUUCCAAAUGCAAACUCUACAUUAUCACGUUCCAGACAGAGACUCAUCAAAGUGGAUUUCUCAAAGUUGCAGGACGACGAGCAUAUCUUCGAUGAAUCAAGCCUGAGCAGCUCCAAUUCCAUACAUCCACAUCACCAUCAUCAUCAUCAUCAUCUGUCGGAAUACCAUCGCUGCUCACAGCCCAAAAUGCCACCAUAUCCCAUUGGUGGCUAUAUAAUAGGCAGUCAGGCGAGACCAGAUUGUGAAGCGAUGCGACCAAGACGCACAACAACAGUGGAGCAGCCAAUGAAGCAACAUGAGCAGCAGCCACAAGUUCAUCCACAAGCUGAGCAAUCCUUAAUACAGGACGACAUAAACAAAUUCUACGAUAAUGCCUUGGAAUCCUACGACCUGGCCACGCAAUCUGAAUCGAAACGUAGCUCCCUGCGUCGUCACACCAUUGUGGGUUGUCAGAGUAACUUUGAUGAAAUGGCCACCGGCACGACAACGACGACGACAUCAAGCGGAACGAGUAUAAUGACGCAUUCAAUGCCGCCCACACGUCCCGAAUCCCGUCAAUCGGAUGGCCUAAAAGAGCUAUCCAACGAUAAUCAUCAUUCCUCAUCUCAACAAGCCAUGGUGGAUCAGCAACAGACUUUGGCAGGGUCAGCUGCUUCCACGGAAAACGCAGAUGCAGCUGGUUCAACAUCCUCCCUGGGCCCAUGGAAUAAAUCCUUUAUGGACAAACAAACGUGGAUGGAACGUGGUGAUGAUCGUCUCUCAGUGACAUUGGAGGAAAUUGUGCACAUACGUUCUGUCAUGACCAAAGCUGAAUUGGAGGGUUUACCCAUGGAUGUUCGCGUCAAGGAGGAUGUUGAAAAGCGUCGUGUUUGCUUUUUAUGUCUACGCACAAGAUUCUCAUUCUUUGGACCGUGGGGCAUACAGUGUAAGCUGUGUCAGCGCACUGUUUGCGCCAAAUGUUAUACCAAGAUGCGCAUUCCAUCGGAACAUUUUCGUAAUGUUCCUCUUGUAUUGAUCUCACCUUCAUUGCUAUCGAGUCCGGCUAGCUCAAAUACACCCUCACCAUCGCAUCAUCAGGCUUUGCAUGCCAACUCAACGGGCAACAUAAUGGAUGAUCAGUUUCCCAAAUCCUUAAUUGAACGUCUUUUGCGUUCCGAGUCAGAGCGAAAGACUCGCAGCACUGUGGGCAGUGCACCAUCAUCGCCCAAACACCAAAGAUCAAAUAUGAGCACACCAGGAAUUACCAUGGGCCCGGGAGCUUCAGCCUCGACAGCACCAGGUCAGGCAGUUGAAGCUCUGCAUGAUCAGGCAGCCAUGUCGGCUUCCUAUUCAGCAGCCAUGCGAAGGACAUCGGGUGUCCAGCAGCAUCAAUCGCAACCACAUCAGCAUCAUCAUCACCAGCAGCAACAGCAGCACUACAACAAUGUAAAUACCAUGUCCAGGAGCAUGGAAGGACCCCGCAGUUUGCCGGUGCACAGUCCGGCGCAUCGUCCUUUAUCUAAUAGCAGCACAUUGGAAAGAAAAUCUCGUUUCCCGCGCGGUUUUGGUCUCUUCUCAUCAUCGGGCAGCCAUUUGGCCACCCAUCAAAGCCAAGAUACUAAAGAGAAUCUACGUGGUGACUUGGUCACCGUUUGCAAUGAUUGCCAAGGCUUGGUCAAUGAGAUAACCAGUUCAGUGAAACAAAAACGAAGCUCGGCUAGAAAUCGCACCAUACAGAAUCUCACAUUGGAUUUAACGCCUGUUUGGAAAUAGGCCACGUUAAGAGAUAAUUCAAAAUUGUUAGAAGUGAAAACAAAAAACCAAAAUAUACA
Drosophila willistoni is the source of this 3537-nucleotide messenger RNA. RefSeq names its product protein spire (gene spir). Gene Ontology annotation, molecular function: actin binding. Bases 230 to 3478 code for a protein of 1082 amino acids. Gene Ontology annotation, cellular component: cell cortex; cytoplasmic vesicle membrane. Lineage: Eukaryota; Metazoa; Arthropoda; Insecta; Diptera; Drosophilidae. The transcript has 17 exons. The record is from RefSeq and is a predicted model, not a curated record. Gene Ontology annotation, biological process: actin filament network formation; cleavage furrow formation; intracellular transport.